Messenger RNA from Chiloscyllium plagiosum (whitespotted bambooshark), 1092 nucleotides. RefSeq names its product LHFPL tetraspan subfamily member 5 protein-like. Gene Ontology annotation, cellular component: plasma membrane. NCBI's taxonomy places the organism in Eukaryota, Metazoa, Chordata, Chondrichthyes, Orectolobiformes, Hemiscylliidae. The record is from RefSeq and is a predicted model, not a curated record. Gene Ontology annotation, biological process: sensory perception of sound; detection of mechanical stimulus involved in sensory perception.
CUCUUGUUCAUAUGAAGCUGCUGUCCACGGUGCUGAAACUCUCAGCCUGUGGAAACCGCUCCCCACCCUAGAGAACAAAUACCGGACCAAGGCGAUUUGACCCAGAGCCGGGACAAACCACAUUGGAGUCGGCAGAAUUUAUGUGUGUAUUGUUCAGACCCAGCAGUUCGUUUCCUUAGCAACAUGACUCAAGAAAAAGCCAGUGAGAAAGCAUCUUAGGUGACGAUUAUCUGCAUCAAAAAAGAACAAGAGCAAAACACGAACUGAUUAGGACCUGAUUUUUUUUCUCUUUUAAAAGCCUUUGAAAUCUUUAAGAAUGGGGGAUAAAAUGUUACCGGCCCAAGAAGCUGCUAAGAUCUAUCACACCAAUUAUGUGAGGAAUUCCAGGGCAAUAGGUGUUCUCUGGGCAAUUUUCACUAUUUGUUUUGCCAUUAUAACUGUGGUAAUUUUUAUCCAACCCUACUGGAUUGGGGACAGUAUCAAUACGCCCCAGGCUGGCUAUUUCGGAUUGUUUCAUUACUGUAUCGGGAACGGACUGACGAGGGAGUUAAUCUGCAAAGGAAGCGCCCUGGAUUUCGGCUCCAUUCCCUCGGGAGCAUUCAAAACUGCCAUGUUCUUCGUUGGUAUCUCCAUGCUUCUGAUUAUUGGUUGCCUUGUUUGCUUCAGCCUUUUUUUCUUUUGCAACUCUGCCACGGUCUAUAAAGUCUGCGCCUGGAUGCAACUUGCAUCAGCUACUGGCCUGAUAAUGGGAUGCAUGAUUUACCCCGAUGGCUGGGAUUCAGAUGCUGUCAAACAAAUGUGUGGGGACAAAACUGACAAGUACACUUUGGGAGCAUGUUCUGUUCGCUGGGCUUACAUCUUGGCAAUAAUUGGGAUCCUGGAUGCUCUCAUUUUGUCCUUCUUGGCCUUUGUGCUUGGCAACAGGCAGGACAGCCUUCUUCCUGAGGACUUCAAGGUAGAAAACAAAGAUGCAGACAAUGCCUAAAGACAACAACAACAUUCAUUUCAAUUACAAGUUGUUCAGCAUGUUCACAACACUGGAUCAAAGAAUCUUCAUAUUCUCCUCAGUAGGUGAAUUAUGUUGCAGAUUCC